AUGAGACCCUAUGAGAACAAUGCAAUGGUAGACCCCGGUGUGUCUGGACCUGUGAGUAGCCAUAUGGCAUCUACGAAUGUAGCCGCUGACCAAUUUCAGACUAAAAUGGAUCCCAAUGAGAUCAGACAGAACGACAUCCCCAAGGAUCAGCCCACGUUGGUCCGAUGGUACAUCGACGUCAGACGUUGGGAUGAAAAAUACUUGGAUCUUCCUUUUCUUGAAACCUUAACCCAGUCUGAUCAGAUAGCCGUCAAGAAGUACUAUCAAACUUCGGACAAGCGUCUGUCCUUGGCCUCCCAGCUCCUGAAAUAUUACUAUGUUCACCAAGCCACUGGCACUCCCUGGAAUAAGGUUGAGAUUCAGCGUACUCCCAUGCCCGAGAAUCGCCCAUUUUACGACUCAAGUCUUGAUUUCAACGUCAGCCAUCAGGCUGGCCUCACUCUGUUCGCAGGCACGCGUGCCGCAACAGCCCACACCUUAUCCGGUGGGCCCCAAGGAUUGCCUCGCGUGGGAAUUGAUAUUGCCUGUGUUGAUGAACCCUCUCGUCGUCGUGCUAACCGUCCUCCGAAGACACUUGCCGACCUCGCAACUUUCGUGGAAGUCUUCAGUGAUGUUCUCUCACUCCGUGAGCUUGCGACCAUCAAGAACCCGUACGCGACUCUUAAAUUGGCUCGGGAGCUUGGUCUGAAUAAAAGUGACCCGAGAAAAGACAAGGAGGAAGUUCUUGCUGCCUAUGGCAUUCGGCUGUUCUAUUCGAUUUGGGCUCUUAAGGAGGCUUACUUGAAAAUGACUGGAGACGGCCUUCUAGCCUCUUGGAUAAAGGAUCUAGAAUUCACAAACGUCGUUCCCCCCGAACCCGUUCAGGAUAUCGGAUUUGCUGGUCACAAUCUCGCUUCUUCCACUCUUAUUGUGCCCUCAGUCCAGAAUUGGGGCCGGCCUUACUCCGAUGUCAAAGUAUCCUUACGUGGCGUUCCCGACCAUUCUGUGCGCGUGCAGCUCGUCGGCUUCGAGUCUGACUACAUAGUUGCCACAGCCGCGUCGGGCUCCAACAUCGGAUCCGUUUCACAGCAGGUAGUCGUGAAUGACAGCGGUCACCGCCCACCCGCAUAUAUCCCAGCCCUCAACCCUGAGAAUGGAUCUCAGAAUGUCCGCAUUUCCCCCCUCGCACUUCGAUCAAUAGGUGAUCGGGAUCCCUGGCGCGUGGGCUCGGAAAUCAGCGACCCCUGGUUGCCGAUGCAGGAGGUCGAUAUUGAAAUCGAUAUACGGCCCUGUGUCGAGGGCCGCUGUGAGCACCUGCGGAAUUUACAAAGCUUCUGA
Messenger RNA from Penicillium egyptiacum, 1317 nucleotides. The record is from the annotation of a GenBank genome assembly. Lineage: Eukaryota; Fungi; Ascomycota; Eurotiomycetes; Eurotiales; Aspergillaceae.